GUUCUUCCCUCUAGCUCCCACGUUAGCUGACUUGCUCCGCGUGACACUGUUCUAAAGAAUCAUCUAGGCCAAUUCGCUCACUAGUAAUUCUGUGGAUUUAGUCCACCCUACUUGGCAUCCAAAGCGAGUGGGGUAGGUAAUUUUGUAUGGAUUGCCCAGAGUAGAUGGCUCACACUUCUGUCUCUAUGGGGUUCAUCACCCUUGUCUUUUCUAAGCUUAUAAACAGUCGACUGCCUCCCGUAGGUUUCCUUUGCACUAUCGACGAAGACUUUUUGUGCUCAACAAGCAUCAUAACUUCGCUUUCCAAUAUACUCCGCACUCCGAGCAUUGCCCUUCUCAAACAAAAGGCCCUUGAACAUACGAUACCAUCUCUAGGAUGAAGCAUUUCUUCACCAAUCUCUUCAACAAGAUCUUCAGCCGCGGCGAGCGUGACCAGUCCCAGGAUGUUUCUGGUGCCUCUAGAAACGAUGCUAUCGGUCCCAGAGUUCUCCAUGACGGCUCCUUUGAUACAUCUGUCGGGGUAGAUGUUGUCUUUAUCCACGGCCUUCGAGGUUCUCGUGUUCAGACUUGGUCAGCCGGAGAGUAUUUCUGGCCAAAGGACUUCCUAUCAGAGGACCUGGAGAAUGCAAGAAUCAUCACCUGGGGGUACGACGCAAACGUAGCUAAUGGUUUCAGCUAUGCAAGCAGGGAGAGUAUACGUGGUCAUGCUGAGACGCUGCUUCGUGAUCUAUACAGAAUCCGACGCUCGACUACACGGCCAAUCAUCUUUGUCUGUCAUAGCCUCGGAGGCUUGGUUUGCAAGGAGGCUCUGAUCAUAGCUGCCGCGUAUGAUAAGCACCAACGCCACCCUAACCUUGCCGCUACCUAUGCCAACACUAGAGGAGUAAUUUUCCUCGGAACACCACAUCGCGGAAGCGAAACGGCGGCUCUAGGACAAGUGCUUGCCAAGAUUGCCGUCCUUCAUCAGCCGAAUAUACAGCUGCUUGAGUCCCUUCAAGUGGAUUCUCACACUCUAGAGAGGCAGCGUGAAGAAUUCAUUACCAUCUCUAGGAGUCUCUCUAUCGUGUGUGUGAGAGAGGAAUUACCAACACGUAUCGGCAUGAUUGUGUCAGAGGCAUCAGCAUCCUAUGAUGGCUUUGAAAUUGAGAGGGGAGCCAUUCCUGCUGAUCAUGUCAAUAUGGUCAAAUUUAGGAGCAAGGAGGAUAUAGGUUAUGAAAGGGUUCUGUCUUGGAUUCAAGAGAUGCAGGGCUAGAGCCUCAUGUGAUAAUGUUUAGUUGGGAACCAAGUCCCUACCUUGAGAUGCGCUGCAACCUGUAGAGAAUGGCCACGCUAAUAGAGUAAUUUUAUGUUCAAAGUAUAAUAGUAGAUAUUUAAUACAUACUAUGAAAUUACUAAGUUUCAGC
This is a messenger RNA of Bipolaris sorokiniana ND90Pr, 1403 nucleotides long. RefSeq lists its product as uncharacterized. Lineage: Eukaryota; Fungi; Ascomycota; Dothideomycetes; Pleosporales; Pleosporaceae. The record is from RefSeq and is a predicted model, not a curated record. The transcript has 3 exons. Bases 377 to 1252 code for a protein of 291 amino acids.